ACAAACUAAAAUGGCUCCAAAGAUUACCAAGUCCCAAUUGAUCCUCUCCGUCAAACCAGAUCUUCCAGAUGUUGAUGAUGAAACCGCUGAACAAAUGGCCGUCAGAAUGGACCAACAUUUGACUGACUUGGAAAAGAGAAUCAGAGAUGUCAACAUUGAAUUCUUGGAAUGGGGUGAAAUCAGAAGAGAAGAAAUGGCUUAUGGUUUGAAGAUGCUCAAGGUUAUUGCCACCAUCCACAAUGAUGAUGCUGUUCCUUUGGAUAGAGUUGUCUCCCUCUUCUACAAUGAAGAAGAAGAAGAAGCUGUCAUGGAAGGUGUUUCUUCAUGCGAAAUUGACUCAUGGAACAAGUUGUAAAUUGAAUAAUAAAAUAUUCAAUCCAAAUUGUUUUUAAUUAUAA
Molecule: messenger RNA, 398 nt
Organism: Naegleria gruberi
Lineage: Eukaryota; Heterolobosea; Eutetramitea; Acrasida; Naegleriidae
Exons: 1
Coding region: 11-355 (114 amino acids)
Biological process (GO): translational elongation
Molecular function (GO): translation elongation factor activity
Source: RefSeq, a predicted model, not a curated record